AUGGCGGAUGAAAAACCCAACUCGAAUAUAAAUAAUGAAAAGUUUAACGCAAUUUUGAAUCAAUUCAAUCAAAUAUGGCCUAAAUACUUGCCAUAUGGUGGCGUGUUUGGUUACCUUACCUUGUCCACAAACGCGUUACAUUUACCGGUUGUGCAACAGCUUUUAACAACAGAUGCAAGUCGUGUUUUCACAAAUUCUUGUUUUGCACUUUCCCACGUCGGGGCUGCGGUUUAUAUUUAUCACCGACCGAGUUUCAGCUUAUACCCGACCAAAGAAAGACUUCUGUAUAGUUUAUUCGGCAGUACAGUGUUUAAUCUGAGCUCUAUAUUGUCGUGGUCUGUACUACAUGUGGGACUACCAAAGGACGAACUUGGUAAAAGUCUGGUUGGAUUUGCAUGCAGUUUGACAUAUCUGUAUAUUGGAUAUAGAUAUUUGCGAAGCGUGGAUAGCCGUGUAGUGCGUGCAUUCAAGGCGGGGCAGCAGAAACUGGCCGAGGAAGAGAGUCUGGAGGUGAAAGAGAGAUUGGAGAGAUCGCAUCAUGACUACGAAGAUCAGGAGAUAGAGUUGGAUUUGGACGAUGAAGUUUGGAGUCGCCAAGGGAGCUUAGCUGAGGAACGACUGACUGUGAAUGUGGACGAUAAAGAUAACUAA
Paramuricea clavata is the source of this 651-nucleotide messenger RNA. The record is from the annotation of a GenBank genome assembly. Lineage: Eukaryota; Metazoa; Cnidaria; Anthozoa; Malacalcyonacea; Plexauridae.